Stegostoma tigrinum is the source of this 2286-nucleotide messenger RNA. Its product is annotated as BTB/POZ domain-containing protein KCTD15. Gene Ontology annotation, molecular function: protein binding. The coding region runs from base 359 to 1321 and encodes 320 amino acids. The transcript has 6 exons. Gene Ontology annotation, biological process: protein homooligomerization. The record is from RefSeq and is a predicted model, not a curated record. NCBI's taxonomy places the organism in Eukaryota, Metazoa, Chordata, Chondrichthyes, Orectolobiformes, Stegostomatidae.
UUGCACUACUGUAGCACCUUGCACAUCCUCAGAGGUUGCAAAACACUUCUCAGUGAAUGUUAUGCUUGUGAUGUGCAACGCUUUUGCAACGCAGGAGAUUCAGCGACAAGCUGUGUCAGCCCCAAUAACCCCUGUCUAUUAAAGGAUUAGUCUUCAUCUUCCCGAAGGCUGGAAAGUUUCCUGCUGUUAUCCUCGUGGGAUUGAGUAACACUUCCCAACAUUGAUCCCAAAUCCCGAGAUUCCCACAAAUCUGGGUCAUGACAGUCAGCCCCUCAUCGAGUCAUUGGCUCCAAACGUUACCAAUCCAAAUUCCUGCCGCCUGCCUGGCCACAGGAUUCGGCAAACGGAGAAUCAGCUGAUGUCCGACUGGGAAUCACAGAUCUUGUGGGAAGUCAGUGUUGCCUCCUGCUGGAUGCAAGAGGAAACACGCGAGGUCCCUAAACUCAACCUCCAGCAGGAUCGCAGAAUUAUUACGGUGCAGAAGAAAGCCAUUCGGCCCAUUGUGCUUGCACUGGUACAGCAGGAGUGUUUGACCCUUUGUAGGACAAUGUCACGGCUCUCUCUGACCCGCUCCCCUGUGUCUCCUGUGGCAUCUCAAGGUAUCCCGCUGCCAGCACAACUCACCAAGUCUAAUGCUCCUGUGCACAUCGAUGUCGGGGGGCACAUGUACACCAGCAGCUUAGCAACUUUAACCAAAUACACCGACUCCAGGAUUGGGCGCCUCUUCAAUGGCACGGAGCCAAUUGUUCUGGACAGUUUAAAGCAGCAUUACUUCAUUGAUCGAGACGGCGAAAUUUUCCGAUACAUCCUCAGUUUCCUCAGGACAUCGAAACUUCUGCUCCCAGAGGAUUUCAAGGAUUUCAGCCUGUUAUACGAAGAGGCGAAGUUUUACCAGUUACAGCCGAUGGUGAGGGAGCUGGAGAGGUGGAAACAGGAGAAAGAACAUCGCAAGUCCUCACAGGCCUGUGAGUGCCUGGUGCUGAGGGUGACCCCUGACCUGGGGGAGCGUAUCAGCCUGAGUGGAGAGAAGUCUCUGAUUGAGGAUAUCUUCCCUGAGACUGGGGAUGUCAUGUGUAACUCUGUCAACGCCGGCUGGAACCAGGACCCCACCCAUGUCAUCCGCUUCCCCAUCAACGGUUACUGCCGCCUCAACUCAGUGCAGGUUCUGGAACGAUUGUUACACAAGGGAUUUCGGGUGGUUGCUUCCUGUGGCGGUGGUGUGGAUUCCUCACAGUUCAGUGAAUACGUGUUAUAUCGACAAGAGAAACGCCUACAGCUCACCCCAAUGCCAAUCCGAAUAAAACAGGAGCCUCUCGAUUAACACGACAGCAACCUCUCUUCCCCUCCCUUUUUGAGGCUUUUGUUCUUUCGUUUUUCUCUCUCUCUCUCCCCAUCCCCUCCCUGACCGCCCCUCACCCCACCCAAACCCCCACCAACCCACUUGUCUCCUGAUCUGAAUUUAGUUGCUGCAUUCGAGGGAGAGCAUCUGUCAUAGAGACAUGCCCUUGACGAGGAUAUUUUCCAAAGGGUCGGAGUAGCUGCAUUCCCACCGGAAGUGUAGACACAAUCUUAACUCCUCCAAAGUGACUAUUCCAAUCUGGUUUGAGGCUGACAAUGGUUGUGUGUGUGAAGAGAGAAGCAGGUGCCAAUUGGGCCAUCAGUGGCUUCUGGCACAUCCGCAGAAACAGUACCCUUCAUGUAAUGUGGCUGGGGGAGAUGGAGGGAGAGAGGGAGGGAGGGAGAGAGAGAGAGAGAGAGGAUGGUGCUGCAAUAAUCGGAAACCAAUGCAAAGUCAACUUCACCUCCAUUGGGUUCAUUGAUCUCAUUCUGUCCUUCAGCUCAGGAUUUAGAAGGCGCCCCCAGGCGGCCUGGACCCUCUUCCAGCCAGUCCCUCCAACACCCCCAGGCCCUCCCGCCCCGGAGACGCAGUCAGUGCUGGGACACUCACUCCUGUGAGCCAUGAAUUGCUGUGAUAUUUGGUGACAAGUUCAACAAAGACGCUAUGCGGGGAAGUGCAUUAAGCACCAUGUAAAACGGACGGUGAUCAGUGACUGAAUGAACAGGGAGCAGUGCAGAACACAGUGCACUUCACUUCACCGCUGCGUUUCCCCCCAAAAUUUCAGGAACCGUUAUUUUCCUAGCAGCCCCCUCCUGUGUAAAAUUCUCCCCUGCCCCAGCCCCAGCCCAGAAUCAGGCAGCACACACUGAUGUGCAGUGUACUCACAUUGGAAGAGGAAACAGUUGAGUUUUUUUUAAUUAUAAAUAAACUAAGAUGUUUACCUGCAA